AAUUUAUAAUAAUAUGAAGCUCCAUCCUAAUCAGGACAAGAAAGUCUUCCCAGUCACAAGAGUCAUAUUUAAGAAAAAGCCAGUACCUGUUUCUGAGCUGAAAGAUGGGUACAUUAGAAUCAAAUUUUUGGAAUGGCCAGUAAGGAAUUAUAAGAGCUGGCCUGAGAACACAAGGUAUUUCGUAAAGACAGCUAUAUUGUCUUUCACUCUGAUCGCUAUUAUUUAUUACCCUGGACUUUAUAUUCUUUCGCAAGUGACAAAGAACCAGGUACUAUCCCAAGCUCCUGCAGGUACUGACUUCAAAAGUGUUCACAAGCACAGAAAAUUCAAAAGGAACAUGAUCAAAGAUGGACUCCAACUUGAGACUGCCAGUGAUAGCUUCUUUGAGAAGGUUCAGGAGAGAAAUAACCCUUCUUUCGUUAAAAGACCAAGCGAGAAGAAGGGACCAAAGGAUUCUGAGAUUCUAUAA
This is a messenger RNA of Moneuplotes crassus, 469 nucleotides long. NCBI's taxonomy places the organism in Eukaryota, Ciliophora, Spirotrichea, Euplotida, Euplotidae. The record is from the annotation of a GenBank genome assembly.